UUGAGCUAGGAAGUCGUAUAGUUUUCAUUGGCGGUGUCCUAAACUGGUUUUACUUCACUUGGUUAUAGGAUCCAAGAUCAACUAGGUAACAGUCAUGUGUGACUACUUUACCAGCCAUUUAAUUAUUGUAGUAUAUAUAUAUAUAUAUUGCGGGUGUAAAUAUAAUUAUACACGGUUAUUAAAAAAAAAAAAAUCAUACACGGCAGUUGCCGGGAGCCAACGCAACGGCAGUUCCCGGGAGCCAACGCAACCCGCUUCGUUAGCACAUUCAGCUUGAAAACCCCCCGCUCGCCACGAGUCGGAACUAAAAGCCUAAACAGAAACUCUAAUUCCAGACACCUCUAAAGACUACUCCACAUCCAACUACCGACACGUUUGUUCCCACUUCUUAGUAAAGUUUUCCGUGAGACUUGAUUGAGUUUUUCCUCAACUGUCGUUUUUUUCCUCGGCUGCGUUUGCUUUUCUUUCCUCAUUUGUUAUUUAUUGUCAUGCCCAGUUCCUGACUAAGUUUGCUCUAUAAAAGCCUUUGGAUUGCACCUUUAACUUCCAAGAUCAUGGCAUAUUACAAAAGAGCCAAGCUUGCGCUUGAUGGCUUUCACCGUAUUGGUUCCAUGAUUUUUUCCAAUAUUCUUCUUACUCAACAGCCCACUUUGAAAAUUUCUCAAACUGGGCCUUCGAUUCUAGCACGGAAUAGUGCUAAAUUAUUUGGGUUUUGCUCAUAUUCGACGAUUUCGCAGAAAUCGGUUUCGCAGUUGGGACUAGCUAGAAGCAAGUGUAAUAGUCCCUUUCUCGGCGGCGGUAAGAGAUAUUACUAUGUUGAUCGGUACCAAGUUCAGCAUUUUAGGCCGCGGGGUCCUCGGCGGUGGUUUCAGAAUCCAAGAACAGUUUUGAUUGUGGUUCUGGUGGGUUCGGGGGCUCUGAUUACAGUUUAUUUUGGGAAUUUAGAGUCUAUCCCUUAUACCAAGAGAACCCAUUUCGUGCUUUUGUCGAGAGCAAUGGAGAGAAGGCUCGGAGAGGCCCAAUUUGAUCAGAUGAAGGGUGCCUUCAAGGGAAAGAUAUUGCCGGCAAUACACCCAGAGAGCGUUCGAGUUCGGUUGAUAGCAAACGACAUAAUAAAGGCGUUGCAGAAAGGAUUACGACAUGAACAAGUUUGGAGCGACUUGGGUUAUGCGUCCGAGAGUGUUGGGGCAUCCCAGGAGGAAAGUGGGCACGAUACGUUGAUGGCUCUCAAGGAAAGUGGUGGAGAGGGGACAGUGGAAGAGAAGUGGUUCCGUGACGAUGAGAUUCUUGAUGAUAAAUGGGUUGAGGAGACUAGGAAGAAAGGUCAACAAAGAGGGUCUCAAUCUGCUACUUCCCAUUUAGAGGGAUUGAAUUGGGAGGUUCUUGUGGUGAACGAGCCUGUUGUUAAUGCUUUCUGUUUGCCUGGUGGGAAAAUUGUUGUCUUUACAGGAUUGCUUGAGCAUUUUAGAAGUGAUGCCGAGAUAGCAACUAUAAUUGGCCAUGAGGUUGGGCAUGCUGUGGCUAGACAUGCCGCAGAGGGUAUUACGAAGAAUUUGUGGUUUGCCAUUCUGCAAUUGGUGCUUUAUCAGUUUGUUAUGCCCGAUAUUGUCAAUACCAUGUCAGCACUAUUCUUAAGGCUUCCUUUUUCACGAAGGAUGGAAAUGGAAGCUGAUUACAUUGGACUGCUAUUGAUCGCUUCAGCUGGGUAUGAUCCCAGAGUGGCACCAAAGGUGUAUGAGAAGUUGGGCAAGGUUACUGGAGAAUCUACAUUAAGAGAUAAUCUUUCGACCCAUCCGUCGGGAAAGAAGAGAGCUCAGUUGCUGGCUCAAGCCAAGGUCAUGGAAGAGGCCCUUACUAUAUACAAAGAUAUCAGAGCUGGAAGAGGGGUCGAAGGUUUUCUUUAAGGACAAAAAGCAAAAACUAAGAUCACCUGUACGCUGUACGGCUCGGGAUUCUCACAGUUUUCUAUCUUUUAUUUUAUUUUUCUUGAAACAUACCCCUUGACGGAUAUAAGUUUAUAUUGUUUUAUUUCAACUGUAAUCAAGAAUAAUUCUUACAACCUCUCCAAUUUAUUUUGACUGGGGACAAAUUUUGGCUGACAAUAAAUGAAUAAAUGUGUAAAUUGGUCAUCA
This is a messenger RNA of Humulus lupulus (European hop), 2132 nucleotides long. Its product is annotated as mitochondrial metalloendopeptidase OMA1-like. Bases 555 to 1904 code for a protein of 449 amino acids. The transcript has 3 exons. The record is from RefSeq and is a predicted model, not a curated record. Gene Ontology annotation, cellular component: membrane. Lineage: Eukaryota; Viridiplantae; Streptophyta; Magnoliopsida; Rosales; Cannabaceae. Gene Ontology annotation, molecular function: metalloendopeptidase activity.